AUGAACACUUUUGAUGCAAACUUCAAUGAUUUCCAUACUUUAUCGGUCGAUGAAACAGCCAGUUUUUUAGGUACAGAUGCUCAUAAAGGUUUGAAAGAAGAUGUGGUUAGAGAAAGACUACAUCACUUCGGUGAUAAUUCUCUUGGUGAUGAUACAAAGAUUGACUACACAGCUAUGGUGAUUCACCAAAUAUGUAAUGCCAUGAUCCUGGUUUUGGUCAUCUCAAUGAUUAUUUCCUUUGCAAUACAUGACUGGAUCACAGGUGGAGUUAUCACUUUCGUUAUUGCAAUCAACGUCAUUAUAGGUAUUUUCCAGGAAUAUAAAGCCUCAAAGACUAUGAAUUCUUUGAAACAAUUAAGUUCUCCUAACGCCCAUGUUAUUAGAGAUAAUGGGAAAUCUACAAUUGUUCCUUCCAAAGAUGUGGUCCCUGGUGACAUAGUCACUGUUAAGGUAGGUGACACUGUGCCUGCAGAUUUAAGGUUAUUUAAUACUCACAAUUUUGAGACUGAUGAGGCCUUAUUGACCGGUGAGUCCUUACCUGUUAGCAAAGACUCUAACAUAGUUUAUGAAAAGGAUAAAUAUACCUCUGUUGGUGAUAGAUUGAAUUUGGCUUACGCUUCAUCUAUCGUGGUUAAAGGCCGUGCUCAUGGGAUUGUUAUUCGUACCGGUUUGAACACUGAGAUUGGUAAGAUUGCCAAAUCUUUAAAAGGUGAAGAAAGCUUAAUCUCCAAGGACCCAUCGAAGACUUGGUGGUUGAAUGGUUGGAUCUCUUUGAAACAAACUUCUGGUGCUUUCUUGGGUACCACUGUUGGCACACCUUUACAUCGUAAAUUAUCUAAAUUAGCCAUUUUAUUGUUUGGUGUCGCUGUAAUCUUUGCAAUUGUGGUUAUGGCAUCACAGAAGUUUAAGGUUGAUCGGGGUAUUGCCAUUUAUGCUAUCUGUGUCGCUUUGUCUAUGAUUCCUUCCUCAUUGGUUGUCGUUUUAACAAUCACUAUGUCUGUUGGUGCUGCUGUCAUGGCUUCAAGGCAUGUUAUUAUCAGAAAAUUGGAUUCUUUAGAAGCAUUGGGUGCAGUUAAUGAUAUUUGCUCAGAUAAGACGGGUACUUUAACUCAAGGUAAAAUGAUUACUAAACGUGUAUGGGUCCCCGGAUUCGGCACAGUUAUGGUGGAAAAUUCAAAGGAACCAUUUAAUCCAACCGUCGGUGAUAUAAAUUUCAUACCAAGAAUCUCUCCACAAGAAUUCAAAAAUGAUGAUUCACAGGAUGUCGGUAUCUUAACAGACUUUAAAAAUAAAUACUAUAAUAAUCAAUUGCCUAGUGAUAUUGAUAAUAGACUGUUUACAAAAUGGGUCCAUGCGGCUACUUUGGCUAAUAUUGCUAACGUCUUUAAAGAUCAUGAAACUGGAGAAUGGAUAGCUCAUGGGGAUCCUACUGAGAUUGCUAUUCAGGUCUUUGCCACUAAAUUAGAUUUACCAAGAAGAAAAUUGACUGGUGAAAAGGUUUCUGAUGGAACCCACCAUCUCCAGGAAGAAAAUGUCCAAGAAAAGAAUGAUGAGGCUUAUAAUAAAAAAUUUCCAUUUAAACAUCUUGCUGAAUUCCCAUUUGAUUCCACUAUUAAGAGAAUGUCUGCCGUAUAUGAAUCAUAUGAGACAAACGAUAUUGUAGUCUACACAAAGGGGGCUUUUGAAAGUGUUAUUGGUUGUUGUAAGUACUGGUACGGUGAUUCCUGUGAUGAUCUACUACAAUUGACAGAUACUGACAAAAAAUUCAUCUCUAAGAAUAUCGACACAUUAUCUCAAGAAGGUUUAAGAGUUCUUGUGUUUGCCACAAAAUCAUUCAAUAAAGACAAUGUGACUGAAGAUGAGAAGCAUUCUUUAUUAACUGAUCGUCCAGCUGUUGAAAAUGGAUUGACUUUCAUUGGAUUGAUUGGUAUCUAUGACCCACCAAGACCUGAAACUGCAGGCGCCGUGAAAAUGUUUCACCAAGCUGGUAUUAAUGUUCAUAUGUUAACUGGUGACUUCCCCGGUACUGCAAAAGCUAUCGCUCAAGAAGUCGGUAUCUUGCCUGUCAACUUAUACCACUAUCCAGAGGAAGUUCUUGAUGUAAUGGUCAUGACUGGUUCACAAUUUGAUGGGUUGAGUGAUGAGGAAAUCGAUUCUAUGCCUGUAUUGCCAUUAGUCAUUGCUCGUUGUUCUCCACAGACUAAGGUUAGAAUGAUAGAAGCUUUACACAGAAGGAGUAAAUUCUGUGCAAUGACUGGUGAUGGUGUUAAUGAUUCUCCAUCUUUAAAAUUGGCUAAUGUCGGUAUUGCAAUGGGUAUUAAUGGUUCAGAUGUUGCUAAGGAUGCAUCAGAUAUCGUCUUGAGUGAUGAUAAUUUCGCUUCUAUUUUGAAUGCUGUCGAAGAAGGUAGAAGAAUGAGUGAUAAUAUUCAAAAGUUUGUGCUACAAUUGUUAGCUGAAAAUGUAGCACAGGCCCUAUAUUUAAUAGUUGGGUUAGCUUUCCAGGAUGAAGAAGGAAAAUCUGUGUUUCCACUGUCACCAGUUGAAGUGCUAUGGGUCAUUGUGGUGACUUCAUGUUUCCCUGCCAUGGGAUUGGGUUUAGAAAAAGCAGCACCGGAUCUAAUGGAAAGACCACCAAACAGUUCAAAGGAUGGCAUUUUCACAUGGGAAAUUAUUAUAGAUAUGUUUAGUUACGGUAUUUUCAUGGCUGGUGUCUGUAUGGGGACUUUCACCACAAUUAUUUAUGGUCACGAUGGUGGUAAAUUGGGCUAUCAAUGUAACAAGUCAUACAAUGAAUCAUGCCGUUAUGUUUUUAGAGCUCGUUCUGGUGCCUUUGCAACAAUGACUUGGUGUGCAUUGAUCCUUGCUUGGGAGGUUGUUGAUUUACGUAGAUCCUUUUUCCGUAUGCAACCAGAAACAGAUGAACCAGUUAGACAAUUUUUUAGAGAUAUUUUGGGAAACAAAUUUUUAUUUUGGUCUAUUGUUUUCGGUUUUGCAUCAGCAUUCCCUGUAGUUUAUAUCCCAGUUAUUAAUGAUAAGGUGUUUUUGCAUAAAGGUAUCGGUUAUGAAUGGGGUGUUGCCAUCGCAUUUACUGUGGUCUUCUGGAUUUUCUGUGAAUUUUACAAAUGGGGUAAAAGAUUAUAUUUCAAAAAUAAAUCAAAAGCAGAAAAUCCAGAACAUGAUUUGGAAAAGAGUGUUCGUAGAGAUCCAUUCCAUGCAUACAGUAGUUCCACUACUUUAGAAACAACUGUUAUUAUUCAACCAAAAUGUUAA
Molecule: messenger RNA, 3270 nt
Organism: Arxiozyma heterogenica
Lineage: Eukaryota; Fungi; Ascomycota; Saccharomycetes; Saccharomycetales; Saccharomycetaceae
Exons: 1
Coding region: 1-3270 (1089 amino acids)
Biological process (GO): sodium ion transport; potassium ion transport; intracellular calcium ion homeostasis
Cellular component (GO): plasma membrane
Molecular function (GO): ATP hydrolysis activity; ATP binding; P-type potassium transmembrane transporter activity
Source: RefSeq, a predicted model, not a curated record